AUGUUUCAACCGAAUGACACCCCUAGUACCCGUUCCUUUCAUUUAGAAGACACUGACGACGACGAAAUUCACCAUCUUCCUCCAAAUGCCUCCACUGCAGAGACUCAAGCGUUAUUGACCGCAGAAGAUGCUGUUCCUCGUUACCUCACUGCAUCGCCUCUACCUUCUGCUAGACUCAGUCAAGAGACUCCCAAAGGAGCUUGGAGCACCUUGAAAAUCCGUUCAAAAUACUAUCUUCCCAUCUUGCAAUGGCUGCCAUUAUACAACAGACAGCUGUUUUUGGGUGAUUGCUUAGCAGGAAUUACGCUUGCCUGUUUAUUGAUUCCUCAGGGCUUGUCUUAUGCAACUGCACUGUGCAAGCUGGACGCGAUCCAUGGUCUGUAUGGUAUUGCUUUUCCGGCCAUUUCAUAUGCCUUCUUUGGGAUGUCAAGACAAAUGUCAGUUGGGCCUGAAGCAACAUUGGCCUUGCUAAUCGGGUCAUCCAUCGCACAACAAGAACAUCUAAAACACUCUGAUGACUACGAAAUUGAUCCUUUAGCUUGGGCCUGCCUCAUGACAUUCUUUGUUGGAAUAUUUACAUUGCUGCUCGGCAUCUUCCGACUUGGAUUUCUGGAUAGUCUCAUGAGUAGAGCACUCUUGCGUGGUUUCAUCAGUGGUGUAGCGCUGGUGGUCAUGGUGCAACAAGGUAUUACAUUGCUAGGUUUGGUUGAACGUAGUAGAGCAUGGGGCAUUUCAGAAGCUUCGACCACGAUCGAACGCUUAUAUUUUCUAUUUACGAAUAUCAAAUAUGCACAUGGUCUUUCCUCUGCUGUAUCCAUCAUCUCUGUUGGUAUCCUGUUGACGAUGCGUAUUAUCAAAUCAAAGUACGGCCAAUCCAAAAAGUGGUUUCAACUGUUUCCAGAUGUCUUGCUGGUCGUAGUGGGGUCUAUCCUGUUAACACAUCAUUUUGGUUGGGAGCGUAAAGGAUUGGCUAUAUUAGGCAAGAUUGAAAGUGCUGGUAUCCCUCUUCCAUCAAUCCCCUCUUUCCCUCCAAGUAAGCACAUGAAGGACCUCCUAGUGACCUCAGCUAUGAUUUCCGUUAUUGGUUUCGUCGAGUCGAUUGUCAUUGCCAAAAUCUACUCUAGUCGUCAUAAUUACUCGGGGAUUCCAGCUUUUGGAUCGGUAUCUCGAAGCAAGAUCAAUGACAAGGCUGGUGCUCGCACUCAAAUGGCUUGCCUCGUCACUGGCGUCAUUGCGCUUUUGGCUAUCUUAUUCCUCUUGCCUUACUUUCAUUAUCUGCCCAAAGCCGUGCUCUCAUCCAUCAUUUUCGUCGCUGUGCUCUCCCUCCUUUCAGAGCUCCCUGAGGAUCUACAUUUCAUCUUCAAGAUUGGCGCCUGGAGAGACUUGGGCUUGCUUCUCAUUACAUUCUUCGCUACCAUCAUCAUUUCGCUUGAAUUUGGCACUCUUUUAGCAGUGACCUUGUCCCUUCUUGUUACUAUUCGUGAAACUAGUUAUCCUCGGAUUUCAAUUAUGGGUAGAGUGAAAGGGUCUGUCAACAAAUUCAAGCCUGUACAAGAUGACCCCUCGGAAAUUGAGCAUUUACAAGACGUUUUGAUUGUUCGUAUCGAGGAAGCUCUGUUCUUCGCCAAUACAGGUCAGUUGAAAGACAGAUUAAGACGUUUGGAAAUGUUUGGUGAUAUGUCUAUCCAUCCUUCCGAGAGCCCCCGUCGAGAUGAGUCUCUGUAUACCAUAUUUGAUGUAGGAGCCAUGCCUACGAUUGACGCCAGUGCUAUUCAGAUUCUUUACGAAGUCGUGGAAGCUUAUAAAAGCAGAUCAGUGCAGGUCUACUUUGUCAGAUUAAGAGAGCAGCCUCUUGGCAUGUUUAAGAAAUCAGGUUUAUUGUACCUCGUUGGCGAAAAUCACUUGUUCAAGAAGGUAUCUGAGGCUAUCGAGUGUAUCGAGCUUGACAUUUUAAAGCGAGGCACCACAGUCGUUUGA
Mucor velutinosus is the source of this 1977-nucleotide messenger RNA. RefSeq lists its product as uncharacterized. The record is from RefSeq and is a predicted model, not a curated record. Gene Ontology annotation, biological process: transmembrane transport. Gene Ontology annotation, molecular function: sulfate transmembrane transporter activity. Gene Ontology annotation, cellular component: plasma membrane. The coding region runs from base 1 to 1977 and encodes 658 amino acids. The transcript has 9 exons. NCBI's taxonomy places the organism in Eukaryota, Fungi, Mucoromycota, Mucoromycetes, Mucorales, Mucoraceae.